CCGCCCUUCUCCCAACCUCAUCUCUAAUCCCAUUCACAUUCGUACCAUGUCCCUUAAAGAGCCUUCGACGUUGCGCGACCGCCAGCGCGAAUGCUUGGAGCGCAUGCUCAACUUGAACGCCGACACCCCUGCGGACACGCCGGUGUGGAAGGCGUUAGUGCUCGACACACGCUCACAGGCCAUUGUGUCUUCUACGAUGCGCGUGAACGACUUGUUGCGCUGCGGAAUCACUGUACACAGCCUUAUCAACGCGCCGCGUGCGGCACUCCCAGAUGUUCCCGCGGUGUACUUUGUGGAGCCCACGGUGGAUAACAUUCGCCAUAUUGUUGCGGACAUAGAACGCGACACCUACGCAGCGGUGUACGUUAAUUUCACGUCUGCAUUGCCGCGCGCGCUCUUAGAGGAGUUUGCGAAAAAGGUUGCGGUCGCGGGCAAGGCCGCACGUGUUGCACAGGUGUACGACCAGUGCGCGGACUUUGUGGUGACCGAGCCGGACCUCUUUGCGCUUGAACUCCCGGGCGUGUAUCGCCAAUUCACCUCUGCCGUCACUACGGAAGCCCAGAUUGACACGUUGACAUCACAGAUCGCUGCUGGUUUGUUCGAUGUGCUCAGCACACUUGGCAGCAUGCCCGUGAUCCGCUGCCCCUCGGGAGGCCCCGCGGAGUUUGUCGCGACCAAGCUCGACGCGCGCUUGCGCGAUCACGUCGCAAAUACCAAGGGUGCGCAGCCACACCGCCCCGUGCUCAUUUUGCUUGAUCGCAGCUUCGACUUGCGUGCGAUGCUCGCGCACUCGUGGAUUUACCAGUGCAUGAUCAGUGACGUUUUUGCACUCGCACGCAAUACCAUCACACUCACGGAGACGAAGGAUGGUGCACGUACGGUGCGCAAGUAUGACGUGGAUCCGGGCGACUUUUUCUGGGCCGCAAACGCCGCUUUGCCAUUCCCGGACGCGGUUGAGAACGUGGAGCGCGAGUUGGCCGCGUACAAGGCGCGCGCACAGGCCGUCACCGCAGCCGACACGGACGUGCACGAUCUCGACGGUGCGCGCGAUACCGCCCGUAUCCAGCACGCAAUCCUGGUGUUGCCCGAACUCGCUGCGCGUAAGAACAUCAUUGACAUGCACAUGAAUGUGCUCGCGGCGUUGCUCGCGGAGUUGGAGACGCGCAAGCUCGAUCGGUUCUUUGAGAUCGAGCAGGGCACCGGGCCCAAAACUCAGGCGCAGUUCUGGGAGCUUGUGCAAGACACCGCCGCGCCCGUCAGUGAUAAGUUGCGCACGUUCAUGGUGUUGACAUUGGGGACGGACCUUCCCGCGGAAUAUGUCACGAAGUGCGAGGCCGCACUUGAGGCACAAGGUGCGGAUUUGGCUGCAUUGCGUCACGUACGCCGUGCGAAGGAGCUUACAAAGAUGAGCCGCACAUUUGCCGCACGCGACGUCGCGCCUGCGCCGGCUGGUGCGUUGAGUGGUCUUUCAUCACGCCUCAUGGGUUUGACCGACGGCGGGCUUCUCACUGAGGGGGUAGGAAGUUUGCUCACGGGGUUGAAGCGGUUAUUGCCUGAAAACUCAAACAUGCCGAUCACGGAUAUUGUGGAGUCCAUCAUGGAGCCGAGCUCUAAGCCGAGCGCCGCGACCGACGGUUACUUGUACUUUGACCCGAAAAUGGCACGCGGCGGCGCAACGCGUCAGCCGGUCAAGAUAAGCUAUGCCGACGGGAUUGUGUUUGUGGUGGGCGGUGGUAACUACUUGGAGUACCAGAAUUUGAAGGAGUGGACCGCUGGGAAGCACGGUCAGACCCACGGCACCAAGCAUGUAGUGUACGGGAGCACUGCAGUGGUGUCCGCAGAAGAGUUCCUUACGGAAUGCGCGGAGUUGGGGAACUAGCGUGCAGAAGGGUUUGGGCCACGAGCGUGGUUUUCGUUAACACAUAAGUCUAGCGGAGAUUUUUUCAAGACUUGUAUUCUACAAAACUAGUGUUUCCUGUUAUCGUAUGUACCCAGUGAAACAUAGAUCUAAGUGAAACAUAAAUUCAAGUGAUAAUUACGUACUGAAAGA
This is a messenger RNA of Babjeviella inositovora NRRL Y-12698, 2050 nucleotides long. Its product is annotated as syntaxin-binding protein. The transcript has a single exon. Gene Ontology annotation, molecular function: syntaxin binding. The coding region runs from base 47 to 1879 and encodes 610 amino acids. The record is from RefSeq and is a predicted model, not a curated record. Gene Ontology annotation, cellular component: cytosol; Golgi membrane. Gene Ontology annotation, biological process: endoplasmic reticulum to Golgi vesicle-mediated transport; intracellular protein transport. NCBI's taxonomy places the organism in Eukaryota, Fungi, Ascomycota, Pichiomycetes, Serinales.